Molecule: messenger RNA, 533 nt
Organism: Emys orbicularis (European pond turtle)
Lineage: Eukaryota; Metazoa; Chordata; Testudines; Emydidae
Gene: MRPL21
Product: mitochondrial ribosomal protein L21
Exons: 5
Coding region: 100-462 (120 amino acids)
Cellular component (GO): ribosome; mitochondrial large ribosomal subunit
Molecular function (GO): structural constituent of ribosome
Source: RefSeq, a predicted model, not a curated record
AAAACAUCAUUGUCCUCUCCCCCGUGGCCCGAAGUCAAACUGCCAGAUCCAAUAGAAGAGGCAAAGUACCAUGCAGAGGUCGUGCAAAAGGUGAAUGAGAUGAUUGCCACUGGGCAGUAUGGAAGGCUCUUUGCUGUGGUUCACUUUGCCAGUAAGCAGUGGAAGGUAACCAGCGAAGAUUUGAUUUUAAUGGAAAACGUGCUGCCAGCUGAAUGUGGAGACCGAAUCCGACUGGAGAAGGUUUUGCUGGUUGGUGCCGAUGACUUCACGCUUAUUGGAAAGCCACUUCUGGGGAAAGAUCUUGUCCGUGUGGAAGCCACAGUUAUCGAAAAAACAGAAUCUUGGCCAAGAAUUAACAUGAGAUUUUGGAAAAGACACAAUUAUCAAAGGAAGAAAAUUAUCGUGCAGCCACAGACGGUCCUCCGGAUAAACACCAUAGAAAUUGCUCCCUGCUUGUCAUGAUCAAUUGGUGGUCUAGUAGGGCUAGGUUUAUUUUUACUUCUUUAGGAAGUAUGGAAAUAAAGAACUCUUGU